Messenger RNA from Lates calcarifer (barramundi perch), 1744 nucleotides. It is a transcript of the gene trmt2b, whose product is annotated as tRNA methyltransferase 2 homolog B. Lineage: Eukaryota; Metazoa; Chordata; Actinopteri; Centropomidae. Gene Ontology annotation, molecular function: tRNA (uracil(54)-C5)-methyltransferase activity, S-adenosyl methionine-dependent. The record is from RefSeq and is a predicted model, not a curated record. Gene Ontology annotation, biological process: RNA processing.
UUAUACAUCAUAACAGUCGAAUCGAACCUUCAGCGUGCUCUCCAUUAACAUCCGACAGAAGGUACAUUUUUAAACACCGGUAUUCAAAGUCAUUGGGGUUAAUAAUAUAUGUUAACCACAAUAACUACUUCUUUGAAAGUCAAAAUGAUUUUCGCAGCCACAGGCAGCAGGUCAGCCCUAUUUGUCAAACGCAAAAUUUUGUUGAGGGAUACCUGUCGGUUGUUUUCAACAAAUGACGUUAUUUUAGCGGAUCAAGGGAAACCACCAUCGAAGAAACGGUGGAGAAAAAGUCACAAGAAACUUCCCUGGACUGAUGGUUUGUCCUGGGAGGAACGGCUGGCCGAUGUGGUCACCCCUCUGUGGAGACUAAGCUAUGAUGAGCAACUUGAGCUCAAGCAAAAUAAUCAGGAAAGGAUACUGUCUCAGCUCUCUGAGCAUCUUUCACGUGAUUCACAGUCCUCAUCACCUGUGAGAGGUAAACUCAGUUUCCCUGUCCUACCCAUUCUGCCAUCGCCAGUUAGGGAUGGCUACCGCAACAAGUCUACGUUUUCUGUCAACAGAGGAGUAGAUGGCAAUUCAAAGACUGUUGGAUUUUACGUGGGCACAGGCAAGGAGGGGAACAUUGUCUGCAUCAAUGGAGACCACCUGCUCAACAUGCCGGAGAAGCACAAACUUGUAGCCAGAUGCUACCAGGACUUUGUGCGCCUCUCUUCCCUGGAGCCCUGCCUGCUGUUUCACACUGGGGGUCACUGGAGAGAGGUCACAGUGAGGACCAACAAAGAGGGCCGCACCAUGGCCAUAGUGUACUUUCAUCCGCAGAUGCUCACCCCAGAAGAGGUGGCAGUCCAUAAGGCUGACCUGGUGGAUUACUUCACGCGAGGUCCUGGAUCGGUCUGUCAGCUGGACUCACUGUUGUUCCAGGAGAGCAGCAUGACUCGCUGCACUCAUGAGGACUCCCCCUACCAGCUCCUGCAUGGUCAGCCGCACAUAUAUGAGGAGGUGCUGGGCUUCAAGUUCCGCAUCUCUGCCGAUGCCUUUUUCCAGGUGAACCAGGCCGCCGCUGAGGUGCUCUAUGGCAAAGUGAGAGACCUGUGCGUCCCAGAAACUGGGGAAAGUGGUGGGGGAACAAAAGUUGGCGGCACUCUUCUAGACGUGUGCUGCGGAACAGGUGCUAUUGGCAUUACUGUAUCCCCCACAGUGGACAGAAUUAUUGGUAUAGAGCUCAUAGAACAGGCAGUGCAAGAUGCAAAACACAAUGCAGCUCUCAACAAUAUACUGAACUGUGAGUUUGUUCCCGGGAAGGCAGAGGUGGUGCUGCCUGGCCUUAUGUCUCGGCUGAGCUCCGCAGGCGGAGGCCUCACAGCCGUGGUAAACCCUGCUCGGGCUGGCCUGCAUUACAGAGUGGUCAGAGCUUUACGAAACCAACCCUCCAUUCGCCGGCUGGUCUAUGUUUCCUGUAAGCCAGAUGGAGAGGCUAUGAGGAACUUCAGGGAGCUUUGCUGUGCACCCAACCUGCAGAAAAAACUCACAGGACAAGCAUUCUCUCCAACUCUGGCUGUGCCUGUGGACAUGUUCCCACAUACUCCUCACUGUGAACUGGUGCUACUUUUUGAGAGGUAGCAAAUAUUUUUGGUUCCAAGGUGAGUUUUACUGUUUUAACCAAAAACACUGGUUGCUUUAGAAAGUCAACAGGCAGUUGAAUGAUGAUGUGCAUAUGCAUUAAAAUUCUUAUUGUGAUUAUUGA